This is a messenger RNA of Brassicogethes aeneus, 416 nucleotides long. The record is from the annotation of a GenBank genome assembly. NCBI's taxonomy places the organism in Eukaryota, Metazoa, Arthropoda, Insecta, Coleoptera, Nitidulidae.
AGACAAUUAAAUUUAAAUAAUAAUGCUGUUAUUUUUAAGUUUUAAUUUGCUUUUAGUUGCCUUCAAAGUAAAUGGAUGGUAACAUUUUUAGGGGACUGCGAUGUUAGGGAAGUUUUUAGAAUUUGUCCAGGAUGUCCGGGAUACUGUCAAAACCGGAUUCCGUCUCAGUGUUUUUUUCCAUGUGCUCCAGGUUGUACAUGUUUACCUGGAUAUUUGAGGGAUGUUUAUACAGGGUAUUGCGUGGAGAGGGAGUCCUGUAUUAAAAAUCAAUUCAUGAAACCAACUCAAAAUGUUCAUCAAAGAUUAUUUUAUGGCGAUUAAAUAAAAAGUGUACCUAUGUGUUAUUGUAAAAAUUGUAUAUUUUGCGUUUUUUUGACAUUUUAUUUUAUGAAUUAUUUGUAGUUAAAGAUCUAAAU